AGUCGUGUACUUCCCACAUCCUACUUUGCUUCCGCUACAUCUUGAGAGUUCUUUAUGACAAAAUAACUCGAAUUUGAAGUGUAAGGUCGAAGUCGCUUCCAAAUGCUGAAAAAAAUAGAAGCGUUAUCACUGCCAAAAUGACCCAUUUAUCGCUUCUUCAAAAAUGGAAAAGUGAAGAAAUGUCCUCAGGAAAUUAAUUGAAGGAGGGCCGAAGGGAGCAAAAAUUUUGAAAUGCGAAACCCCACACGUCACUCGGCGAAAGGCCAGAGUACAUUACGAGGAAAACUCAAACUACAAAUCCCCGCCGGUAGCUGAUAAUAAAUGAGCUUUAAACAAAGAAGGGAUAUGGAAAAAUGAAUUUUCCCGCAUGGAGGGUGAACAUUUCAACCAUGGAAAUUAAUUUGAUUUGUUAGCCUUAGUAGACAUAGAAGGCAAGCGCAUUUUAAAUUACUGUGGGAAUAGGCCAUUAUACGUCUUUAAAUUGAAAAGAACAUAUAAAGACUCAAAUCAAACCGAUUUAAAAAAUUACAAUGACAGACAUCCACUUUGUGGUCGAUCUAAAUUCCCAAGGGGUACAAACAAUUGUUUUUUUACGUGACGUAACAAGAAAUGGUAACGCAACACUGCCACGUGGUAAACGUAGAAAUCUAUUUGUGUCUGGCCAGUCCUGGCGUGUGAACUGUUUUCAAUUGGACGUGCCAACGUUGCGCUAAAACAGAUUUUGCCAAGAGAGCUUUGCUGAGUCUUUACAAAACGGGUGACUGAACAGAGAAAACAGCAAAAGAAGGCCGAAACACGAUCACCGCAUAAAAAUGGCCUCUAAAGCGUUCUCGAUCCAAGCAGAAGGCAUCGCUAUGACGGAACAAGAUCCCACAGCACCCCAACCAACGGUUGUGCGUUUCGACGAACGUUCGGGUCUGUUAUCCCGUUCAAACGACCAGAAAUCCCCUAUGUCUUCAAGCAGGGUUGGAGCUGGUUCUCUGCGAGCUGGCUUUUCUCAGAGCGUUAAAAAUCUGAAAUCAGCCACCCUGACUGUUUCGUUGUUGGAGAAACCGUCCGAUGACAGACGUGCCUCCGCGUUCCUCGCCGGCUGGAACGUAACGAACCUCAUUCAAGGCACAGGUAUCCUUGGGGUUCCCUAUGCAGUGCGUAUGGGAGGAUGGGCGGCUGUAGCUGCUAACGCCAAAAUCGCCUUUCUAUGUUGCUACACUGGUAAACUGUUGAUAGAGUGCUUGUAUGAGAGAUCCAAGACAACGCAGAUGGUGAAACGGGUCCGAGUUAACUACCCGGAUGUCGGGGAAGCCGUAUGGCCCGGUUGGGGGAAUCGGAUCGUUAGCGUGGUGCAGUUCUGCGAGAUGUUUGGAGGGGUGAUUUCUUACCUUGUUCUACUGGGUACCAUAUUUAGCGACAUCUUGAGCAAGUCUAGAACCUUGAAUUUUGAUAUCUACACUUGGUCUUCCAUCUGUGCCUGCAUUGCACUCCCUGGCUUCUUCCUUCGCCGUGUGUCAGUCAUUCCUUGGAUCAGCAUGAUAUCUGUCUUUGCACUGAUGUCAUCAAUCAUCACAAUCAUCAUAUACUCCAUAACACAGUACAAGGAAAUGUCUAUUGACAAGGUUCCUAGAUUUAAUAUCACUAAAUUCCCUAUCGGGUUUGGAGUCAUUGUUUUCAGUUAUACAGCCCAUGCGGUAUUCCCAGGGGUGGAGGGAAGCAUGCGACGUCCUGAGCAGUACCCCAUGAUGAUGAAUGUUGCAUUUCUACUGGCUGUUAUUGUCAAAGUGGCAUUUGGCCUUCUUCCUGUGCUGCGAUUUGGAGAGGACACGAACCAAGCUAUUACUAUCAACCUGAAGACCAAUGGGUUUUUCUAUGUUCUGGCUAAUGCUUUGGUUGUGACGAAUGUGUUCACAGCUUUCCCUAUUGUAAGCUACAUAGUGUUGGAAACUGUUGAUAACAAACUCCUACCAUACUUCCCACACCUGCAGCGAGAGACAAAGUAUCACUGGCUAUGGAUCUUAAUAUCUCGUCCACUUGUCUUAACCUUUGGCCUCCUUAUGGCCAUCAUCAUACCCCAUUUUGGCUUAUUCAUGGGUUUUGUUGGAAGUUUUACGGGUACAUGUCUCUGUUUUAUAUUCCCCUGUAUUUUCCACAUGGUUCUGAAGUGGAAAGAGCUGAGAUGGUACAACAUCAUAGCCAGGGUUUAUGUGAUAGUUUUUGGCUUAGUCUGUGGGGUCUUUGGCAUUGUUUUCACUGGCAGAGAGCUCAGAAAUGCUGUUAGUGGAAUAUGAGUCACCUUGAUCUCAUGUUUAGACGUGUCAAUCCUACAGUCUUUCUGAUAUUGCGCAAAAAGAAAAAAACUGUGCAGGCUUUGAGAAGGCCAAAUUAUACAAAAGAAACCUUAAUUAUGGAGCAAAUGAACAGAUUUUGUCACUGAAGGUUGUAAUAGACAUGGGUUGUAAAAGGACUACCGAUGACAAAAUAGUUAGAAUUCGUAUUGUUUGGUACAACAAACCCAAUGAGUAAAUUCUUUACAGAUUACAGUGACAGUAGACUACCCAUAAUCAACCGUGAGGGAAACCUUGUAGGUAGACUUGAUAUGAUCACUAUAAGAAUAACAAAACAUGAAAGUUUCAGAGGCUCUGCAUUAUAUUUCCAAAUCAAAACAGAUGUUAACUGGCUUCUUAGUGAGUACAUUUUUCCAGACCUUGCAUUAUUUGGUGAAUUUUGAGAUUUCUCAUGUAUUUUGCAUUCAACAUGGUUUGAGAUCCAGAUUACAUCUUUUUAUAAUGUCCAAGGCCUAUAGCUAGAAUUGUUUCUGUGCUAUUUUGUAAUCAAUUAAUAAAUCCAGUGUAUUUACUUGAAUACCUUGGACAAGAAGUGCAAGUAAUGCUCAAUUUUCUUUUCUUUUUGUGAAACAUGAUUGAAUCAUCAAUAUAUUUUCAAUUUAUAAUCAUUUCUGCAUAAUAGAUUUUUGCGCAGAGGUAAAAGAAUGCAAGAAAUCAUGCAAGAAAGGACAUGAUUUUCAUGUCAAUGGUAAAUUUAAGGUUUAGGGGAACUCUUGAAAAAUUAAUUAGCAAUUGUUGCAGAAGGGGAUUCACCCUUGAAAAAAUUCACAGUUUUGUAUAAUUCUCUCUUCCAAACUGUUAUGGUCAUUUGUUCACAAUAUUUGGGUUGAGGUCUUUGACUUAGUAUCUUAUUUUUGUCAAACUGUUAGUUAAGACUUGAUCAUGUAACCAUUUCUGUUUUGAGGAAAUUGAUGAUAAGCCAACACAAAAAUGUUCUCCAGUGUUUUAAGUUGAUGAUUUGACUCAAAUUGGAGAAAAUUGAUUUGUUAACCCAUUAACUCUCAUGAGUGACCAAGACAGAAUUUCUCCUUAC
This is a messenger RNA of Stylophora pistillata, 3372 nucleotides long. Its product is annotated as vesicular inhibitory amino acid transporter-like. Gene Ontology annotation, cellular component: vacuolar membrane. Gene Ontology annotation, biological process: amino acid transmembrane transport. The record is from RefSeq and is a predicted model, not a curated record. NCBI's taxonomy places the organism in Eukaryota, Metazoa, Cnidaria, Anthozoa, Scleractinia, Pocilloporidae. Gene Ontology annotation, molecular function: L-amino acid transmembrane transporter activity.